AUGAACAAGCAUGACAACUUGAAUUCAUUCUGUUUUCGACAUUUAGGCAUGACGCUCUCCCUCACACCCUCCUAUCUCUCCCUCACACCCUCCUAUCUCUCCCUCACACCCUCCUAUCUCUCCCUCACACCCUCCUAUCUCUCCCUCACACCCUCCUAUCUCUCCCUCACACCCUCCUAUCUCUCCCUCACACCCUCCUAUCUCUCCCUCACACCCUCCUAUCUCUCCCUCACACCCUCCUAUCUCUCCCUCACACCCUCCUAUCUCUCCCUCACACCCUCCUAUCUCUCCCUCACACCCUCCUAUCUCUCCCUCACACCCUCCUAUCUCUUCCCGCCUACCCUUCCAUCUUUUCAUUCCGCUACCCACCAGGUGCCCAAUCACGUAGCAGCAACAGACGACCCUGUAAUCAUGGCAGCAGUGUUGCCACCAUCUCUCAUGCAACCCCACCCUCCUCUCUGCGCCCCUCCUCUCUGCGCCCCUCCUCUCUUCCCCACAUCCUCCUAUCUCUCCCCUCCCCUCCUUGCCAGGUGGCCAAUCACUGGAGCGGGGAGGGGGCGUGCAGCAGCGGGUGAGUGUGAGUGUGAGUGGGGUAAGGAGGGGAGUGGAGGGUAUGUAGCGACCAGUAAGCCCUCUGCCCCGCCUCUCUCCGCUGGACCCUCUGUGCCUCCCACCGCUGGACCCUCUGUGCCUCCCACCGCUGCUUCUUCUAAACCCCUCCUCGCUGCCCUCUUCACCUCCCUCCGUGCGCUGCCGGUGGAGCGGGGAGGGGGGCUGCAACAGCCGGGCAUGGUGGCAGCAGCACAGCGGCUGGGCGAGGGCGGGUGGGUGCACAUCUUCCCGGAGGGCACUCGCUCGCUGGAUGGCGGCCGCACUGUUGGCCCCAUGCGCAGAGGCGUGGCGUGGCUGGCGGCGCAGUGCACAGUGCCGCGCCUCAUCAUCCUUCACGUCCACCCCGCCACCCUAACCUUCCCCAUCCGAGCACCCCCCUCUCCCCCCAAAUGGUGCCCCCAGGCUGGCAGCGCAGUGCGCACUGACCCCCCUCCUCAUCCUCCAUCACCUCCGCUCCAACCUUCCCCAUCACCCCAACCUUCCCCAUCACCCCAACCUUCCCCAUCACCCCAACCUUCCCCAUCACCCCAACCUUACCCCCCUGGACGGCCGAGCACGGCACAGGACAAACGCGCCAUGUCACAUGCCUUCACGCACGGCCUCAACCGCACUCAACCGCAUUUUAAAAUCUUUCACAAUACCCUGCUGUCCCCCCCCCUUGUGUGCUUGCCUGCUAGUGCUCGUGCUUCUCCGGAUCAAGAGAAUGGAGGUGACAGAGACUCCAUCCACAUCUCCGAUCCCACCUGCUGCAUUCUUACCACCACCAACAUCCUCCCCUCCACCAACAUCCUCCCCUCCACCAACAUCCUCCCCUCCACCAACAGCCUCCCCUCCACCAACAUCCUCCCCUCCACCAACAUCCUCCCCUCCACCAACAUCCUCCCCUCCACCAACAUCCUCCCCUCCACCAACAUCCUCCCCUCCACCAACAUCCUCCCCUCCACCAACAUCCUCCCCUCCACCAACAUCCUCCCCUCCACCAACAUCCUCCCCUCCACCAACUUCCUCCCCUCCACCAACAUCCUCCCCUCCACCAACAUCCUCCCCUCCACCAACAUCCUCCCCUCCACCAACAUCCUCCCCUCCACCAACAUCCUCCCCUCCACCAACAUCCUCCCCUCCACCAACAUCCUCCCCUCCACCAACAUCCUCCCCUCCACCAACUUCCUCCCCUCCACCAACAUCCUCCCCUCCACCAACAUCCUCCCCUCCACCAACAUCCUCCCCUCCACCAACAUCCUCCCCUCCACCAACAUCCUCCCCUCCACCAACAUCCUCCCCUCCACCAACAUCCUCCCCUCCUCUCCCCUUCCUUCCGCUCCCCUGCCAUCCCUCCUCUACUCCCUCGUCCCUGCCCGCACUUCUCCCAGGUGGCACUGA
This is a messenger RNA of Closterium sp. Yama58-4, 1992 nucleotides long. The record is from the annotation of a GenBank genome assembly. Lineage: Eukaryota; Viridiplantae; Streptophyta; Zygnematophyceae; Desmidiales; Closteriaceae.